UUCCUUCACCAGGCUGAGCCUUCCUUCUUUUCAUUCCCUCCUCUUUCCUUUGCUCCCUUCUAGCUUCACCGCCGAGUCGGAGAAGUUACAACUCGUACUGUACCAUCUCAGCUGGGCGGGAUUCCCAUAUCUAUAUUAUUCACAAUGGGCGAAUCGUGGUUUCAUAGGGAAUUUCUUACGCCUCGGCGACUCAUCUUCAACGUCUUGUUCUAUGGCCUCCAAUUCUUCUGGUUCGGCCUUGGCUGGUAUCUACAGGAAACCGAUGAGAAGCUGGCUGCCCUCAACGCUCUGACUUGGUCGGUAUGGACCUCUCGAGGCGCCGGUCUUGUUCUUGCUUUCCUAGCUGGCCUACUCCUUCUUCCAAUGUUGCGCAACGUCAUCCGCGUCAUUCGCCCCAAGCUGGCUUGGCUUUUCCCUGCUGAUGAAAACAUAUGGUUCCAUCGUCAAGUUGCUUACUCCAUGGCUUUUUGGGUUAUGGUCCAUACCACUGCUCACUACGUGAAUUUUAUCAAUGUCGAGCGAACUCAGGUUCGGACGGAAUAUGCGUUGCAGAUCCACUAUACACAAGCCGGAGGGAUCACAGGCCAUUUCAUGGUCCUGAUCAUGGUCCUGAUUUACACCACGGCUCAUCGCAAAAUUCGCAACCAGUGUUUCGAGGCCUUUUGGUACACUCACCAUCUCGCAUUCUUCUUUUACGUUGGUUUAUACUCUCAUGCCGAUGGAUGCUUUGUGCGUGACUCGACAAACCCGGAUUACAUUCCGAGCUUCCCGUUCUAUUCCACCGAGCACUGCCUUGGAUACGAAAGCUGGAGGUUUACCAUGUGGCCCGCUGUCCUUUACUUUGGCGAAAGAAUGUACAGAGAGUAUAGGGCUAGGAGAUCUACGAAAUUAUCCAAGGUUCUCGUUCAUCCCAGUGGCGCCAUGGAGCUUCGUAUCGUUAAACCCAGCUUUAAAUAUACUGCUGGUCAAUGGCUAUUCAUCCAAGUACCCGAACUCUCCCGCUUCCAGUGGCAUCCUUUUACCAUUACCUCUGCACCGGAGGACCCUUACGUGUCUGUUCACAUCCGUCAGGUUGGCGAUUGGACUCAUAGUCUGGGUGAACGCCUUGGUUGUGGUCCUUCCGUUGUUGCGGCCAUGACAAAGACUGCGAUGAAAGGCGUCGAGAAAAACGAAGACAUAUAUGGCACGCGUGGUGAAUUUGUCGAACUUGAUUCCGGAACGCUCUCUCGCCCUUUGCCCGAUGUUCGCAUUGACGGCCCUUACGGCGCCCCGGCUGAGGACGUCUUUGACAACGAAGUCGCUGUCCUUGUUGGUGCCGGUAUCGGUGUCACUCCAUUUGCUUCCAUCCUGAAGCACAUCUGGUACCGCCAGAAGAAGGGUAAUAUUGGAUCUUUACGCCGCGUGGAGUUCUUCUGGGUUUGCCGCGAUGCUCCCUCGUUUGGAUGGUUCCAAACCCUCCUGCAAGAAAUCGAGGACGCCCAGUUCGAUCCCAAUUUCCUCAGGAUCAACAUCUAUCUUACUCAGAAGAUUGGAGAAGACAUGCUGUGGAAUAUCGCUGUUAACGAUGCUGGAGCUGAUUUUGACCCCUUGACACUUCUCCGUACCCGCACCAUGUUCGGUCGUCCGGACUGGAAGAGCAUCUAUCGUCGCAUCCGCGAAGCUAUUGAAAUUGGUCAGUACCUGCCCGGCAGUAAUGCCCAACUCAAGACUACAGUUGGCACAUACUUCUGUGGACCUGGUGUCAUGGCCCAUGCAAUCAAGGAGGCUACCCUUCAGCACACAAGCAAGAACGUGAUUUUCAAGUUCGCCAAGGAACAUUUCUGAACAAGCUACUUUCACUGCAUAGCUAUUCUGGUAAUGGCUUCUUGCCGGGAAGAAUGGGAGGAGUGCGAUGAGGCUUUGAGACUGAAGAGAAUUUAUGGGGAAAGCCGCCUGGUCAUUAUUGCUUUAUAUACUGAAAUAUUGCUGAUCUAUGCCCAUAACAAUUGCGUUCAUCAGUAUGUAAGCACGGUCGUGCAAUUGAGGGUAAUUCCACGCGAGUUAAUUAGUCCAUAAAUUGUCAUGUCAAUUGGGUCCUUCAUCGCUGUCAUAGAUCAUGAUAGGUUGUGCAAACGUGCCAAGUCCCAAAGAAUCGUCGUCAGGAGAGGUCGCGAGAGAAAGCCCUGCUUUCAUAAAUAGCUCGUACGUCGGCGGAGAUGUUCUUAGUCUGGACGAAGAGGAUAAUUCUUCGUUCCCAGCAUAAGUCGAUGUAUCAUUAGAUGGUCCUCGGUGGAAGUAACCGUUAAGCGGGUGCCCAGCAGUGGAUCGAGAAGAUGACUUUUGCGACGAUUCAGACGAGUCAAACGCUCUUCUCACCGUGUUAGCACGAGACAUAGGCGGUGAUUUUGAUUGUGGAGUGGAAGGAUUGGAACUAGCGCGACCUUUUGGGGCGUUGGGGCGUUUUACAAGGACGACUUCGUGAUCCUCAUCCCAGGUGAGAUCGACAAAGCUUCUGCAUGGAGAAAUACGAGUUUUCUUUCCCUUUCGAAUGGGAAGUCGUAUGGAGCCAGGCCUGUGCAGCGCCAUCUUCUUAAGGACAUUGCGAGCCACUUGCAAUGGAUGAGGAACAACGGAUAUCAUCGGAGGAUUUAAAUCAGGUUCUCACUGGUUUUGAUUUUCGACGGGGUUUUCACCCGAUCCACGGAGCGGCCCAGACGAAUCUUCUUUAAGAAUGGUGUCCCGGAAUAACACGCGCUUUGAGCACGGCGCGAUAACACAACGUUGCGUCGUUUCUUAGCCAUCCUUUAUUGAGGUACAAGAUGGUCAGUGGCUAAUGCACAAGUGUUGAACUUCGCACAUGUUAUGAUAAGUAGCAUGGGCCGCGGUUACAAGAGGAGAGAAUUGAGCUUUAACCCAAGAGCGAAGAUCUGUAAAGCCGCGUUCCAUGUAGAAAGCAGCAAUAAUGACCUCAAACGUGUCUGCUGCAGCCUUGGUGGUCCUUGAUUCUGAGUCAAGGUGAUGGACGCCAGCUUUUACCAUCAAGUGAGUGAACGUAGCAUUGGCGUUGAUGGCUGCGCGAAGACUCGUGUACAUUCCUGGAGAAGCAUCGGGAAAGAUUUCAUUGAGGUAAAGGGCGACAGAAGCAUGAAGUAAAGCAUCGCCCAGGAACUCAAGACGCUGUUUCUCAGAAGAAGAGCAGCGCACCAAUGCAUCGCAAUCAUCCAAGGAUGGGAGAGAGAAAGCGUAGCUGUCAUCUUCAAUCGCUGUUAUAAUUGCAGACUGCAGCGCCUCGUGGAGACCCAUAGUGCAAUUGAGAGGAGACAAGCGUGGCUGAAGAUCGACACCCUGAGCGAGAGUCUAGCUGAAGUACGCGUCAAAUGUUAGCCCUGAGGAG
Molecule: messenger RNA, 3373 nt
Organism: Coniophora puteana RWD-64-598 SS2
Lineage: Eukaryota; Fungi; Basidiomycota; Agaricomycetes; Boletales; Coniophoraceae
Exons: 10
Coding region: 145-1824 (559 amino acids)
Biological process (GO): superoxide anion generation; defense response
Cellular component (GO): NADPH oxidase complex; plasma membrane
Molecular function (GO): superoxide-generating NAD(P)H oxidase activity
Source: RefSeq, a predicted model, not a curated record